AUGUCGCGCUCCUUCUAUGUGGACUCGCUCAUCAUCAAGGACCCGGCGCGGCCGGCGGCGCCUCCGCUGCCCGAGCACCCGCCCCCUCCGCCCCCCGGGCAGGACUUCCUCAUCCCGCUGGGCGUGCCGGCCUCGCCCCUGGUGCUGUCGGUGGCCGGGGGGCCCGCCUGCCCGGCCUCGCGCAAGAGCGGCGCCUUCUGCGUCUGCCCGCUCUGCGUCACCUCGCACCUGCACGCCGCCUCGGCCCGGGCCGGAGCAGCCGCCGCCGCCGCCGCCGCCGCCGCAGGAGGCGCCGCCGCCGCCAUCCCGCUGCUCAAGGGCCACUUCGCUCCCGCGGGGGCCGGCGGCGGCAGCGCAGGGGCAGAGGGCCAGUACUGCCCGCGGAUGAGCCACCACGCGCCCCAGCAGCCAGCCCCGCAGCAGCAGCAGCAGCAGCACGGCUCGGGGGCUUCCGCGGCGGCGGCGGCAGCAGCGCACGCCCUGGGCCACCCACCUGUCUGCACGGCGGCCGCCUACAGCAUGAGCGACCCGCGGCGAUUCCACUGCCUCGGCAUGGGAGGCUCCGAUGGAACCGGCCCGCUGCAGAAUGGCAAGCGGAUGCGCACCGCCUUCACCAGCACGCAGCUGCUGGAGCUGGAGCGCGAGUUCUCCUCCAACAUGUACUUGUCCCGGCUGCGGCGGAUCGAGAUCGCCACAUACCUCAACCUGUCUGAGAAGCAGGUGAAGAUCUGGUUCCAGAACCGGAGGGUGAAGCACAAGAAGGAAGGCAAAGGCACCCAGAGGAACACACAUGGCGGUUGCAAUUGCACCGGCAGCAACCCAGGACGUUUCCCCAGGUCAGAGGACGAGGAAUCGCUCUCGCCGGCCUCGGCUAAUGAAGACAAAGAGAUCUCUCCUUUAUGA
Elgaria multicarinata webbii is the source of this 903-nucleotide messenger RNA. It is a transcript of the gene GSX2, whose product is annotated as GS homeobox 2. The record is from RefSeq and is a predicted model, not a curated record. Gene Ontology annotation, molecular function: sequence-specific double-stranded DNA binding; DNA-binding transcription factor activity, RNA polymerase II-specific. Gene Ontology annotation, cellular component: nucleus. Gene Ontology annotation, biological process: regulation of DNA-templated transcription. The transcript has 2 exons. The coding region runs from base 1 to 903 and encodes 300 amino acids. NCBI's taxonomy places the organism in Eukaryota, Metazoa, Chordata, Lepidosauria, Squamata, Anguidae.